Messenger RNA from Nicotiana tabacum (common tobacco), 810 nucleotides. The record is from RefSeq and is a predicted model, not a curated record. NCBI's taxonomy places the organism in Eukaryota, Viridiplantae, Streptophyta, Magnoliopsida, Solanales, Solanaceae.
AUGAGGAAUAAGACCGAGCUUGUUGGCUCUCAUACUGUAUCUAUUCAAAAAUUGGAGAUCCAAAUCAGAGAUCUCUCUAGGGAACCAAAUCCGAAGCAAAAAGGGACACUUCCAAGUGACACAAUAGCGAACCCAAAGGGUAGUGGGAGUGGCCCAACUUCUCAUGUCAUGGCAAUUACUACUCGGAGUGGGAAGGUACUACAAGGAGGGAGCGAACAAGUGGUUGAAGUAGAAGAGUCCGAACAUGAGGUUGAGGUUGAAGAGCCAAGUGUUGUUGAAGUUGAAAAGGUUCUGGAAGAGUUGAAAGUGCAAAAAGAAAACCGGGAAGAGGUAAAGGAAAAGAAAGAAGAACCGGGAGCUUUCACCAUUCUAUGUACUACUGGAACACAUGAUUUUGCAAGAGCCCUUUAUGAUAAUGGGGCUAGCAUUAACUUAAUGCCUCUCACCAUUUACAAGCAAGAAGGGUUAGGUAUGCCAAGGCCCACAAGUAUGAUAUUGCAAAUGGCCAAUCGUUCUAUAAAGAGACCGAUGGGAAUUGUCGAUGAUGUGCACUUAAAAGUGGGAAAGUUUCAUUUACCCGCCGAUUUCGUAAUCCUUGAUUGUGUAGUUGACAAAGAGAUCCUUACCAUUUUUGGGAGACCAUUCCUUGUAACAGGAAGAGCAUUAAUGGCUUCGGAAUGGAAUGAGAUCAAAUUCCGUGUGAAUGAUGAAGAGGUUACAUUCCAAGCAAGCAAGGGUAUGGAACUACCACAUGAUUAUGAAAGUAUCUCGGUGAUUGAUGUUGUUGAUGAAUUGGAAGAUGCGGUUUAA